CCUUCUUUCUAGCUGGGUUUCUCAAAACGAGCAUGCCUGACGAGGCGCUCCUUCCGAAUGUCUGCAACACCAAGCUCAUAGACGCCAGCGCAACUCAGCAUCGCAGUGACGAUACCGGCCGCGAAGACGGCUCGGUGGACGGCGGGCCUGAUGAAGCACUCACGCACAUUUCUCUCGUUCCUCCUCCAAAUCCUCCCGGGCUCGCAUAUCCGCUGAAAUCUCACCAACAGCAGCAGCCGUCAAUUCGGCCCGCCAUUCCAGGUACUGCUGAGGCCGCGCGGCGCGCGUCAGAAGACAAAAAUCUCAAGCCUGGCGGCGCAUUGGCACCAAUUGACGAGCCCAGCAGGGACGCCAUGGUAGCGCCCGGCGAGUCUACAGCGACCCCACCUGCCGCCGACGGGCCCCGCGGCGUGCUCGACAAGGUGCUGAGCCUGAACCUGUGGCAGAGGACGGCCGAUGCGCGACGGCGCCUGAGGACGCGCGAGCCGAGCGUUCACACGCGGGCCGACAGCGACCGGACGUUGGUGGAUUAGCAGACAGGUGUUGAUGACGCUGUGAACUUGGAUAGUGCUACAGGUUUUGAGUACUGUGACGAGGCUCUUUCGGCAUGUACUUUUAGUUUCGCGCCCACUGAGGCGACGGAAGACAAUCUGGCCAGGCAAUUAACAAGCCACCCUCUUUCACGUCGAUGUAUACAAUCCCACAUAUCCAAAAGCAUACAUGAUACUUAUACAUUACAGCUGUUUCAACAUGUCCUUUUUGCUUCCCCUGCCUACUCUGCCACCGCCCCCUGUGGCGCACGGUACCACACGUCUGCGCGGACGAAGUUGUUGUACACCUCGCCGGGUCCGAGGAGCGUGUCAUCGCCGCUCGCGCCGCGAGUGGACGCGUUGGCAUCGAGGAACGCCGCAAGCGGCUCAUGGAACUCCAGAAACGCGGCGGCUGGGAGAAAGGUGCGAAGUCAGCGCGUAUGUCACGUUCGUCAUUCGGAACGCGUAAAGGAUGUUGGCGAGUAGCAUACGCAAUGAAGGUGCCUCCCAACAGGUUGGCGAGUGUGCGCGCACGUAGGCUGUUCCGCAUCUUGGGCAUGGAGCACGCCCCGAGAGAAAGAGUAGAAGGUAUGGAAGAGGAAGGGAGACUCACAUCCGACAUCGUACCCAUCUUUGCCGAACUCGCCGCUCCCACCGUGGAUGCGCUUUCGCGCGUUCCGGGACGGGUUUGUGAGAUUGUUCGUGUAGAAUUGCACGCCAGACUCUGUCGUACCAAAGGUGUCG
Phanerochaete carnosa HHB-10118-sp is the source of this 1274-nucleotide messenger RNA. RefSeq lists its product as uncharacterized. The coding region runs from base 33 to 533 and encodes 166 amino acids. The record is from RefSeq and is a predicted model, not a curated record. NCBI's taxonomy places the organism in Eukaryota, Fungi, Basidiomycota, Agaricomycetes, Polyporales, Phanerochaetaceae. The transcript has a single exon.